ACUCCAACUAGCGAUAUCGCCUCCGUCGCCUGGCAUACCGACUACACGCACCUCUACGAACGCUCGAAAUCCCACAAAAGCCCCCGAGUAAACCCAACCACCCACCCCAACCAUGUCCCGCCAUCAUCCCGACCUAGUAAUGUGCCGCAAGCAAGCCGGCAUCUCCAUCGGCCGGCUGUGCGACAAAUGCGACGGCAAAUGCCCCGUGUGCGACUCGUACGUGCGGCCCACGACGCUCGCCCGCAUCUGCGACGAGUGCUCCUUCGGCAACUACCAGAACAAAUGCGUCGUGUGCGGCGGCGAGGGCAUCUCGGACGCGUUUUACUGCUUCGAGUGUACGCGCCUCGAGAAAGAUAGAGAUGGGUGUCCGAAGAUUAUUAAUUUGGGGAGUUCGAGGACGGAUUUGUUCUACCAGAAGAAGAAUUUUAGGAAUCAUUAGGGGGGGUGUGGAUGAAUGGAUGGGUGGAUAGGAGAAUACUGGGGAGAUGGGUGGGGGGUGUGGACGUCGAAAAGACACGAUAAGAGUCGCAUCUAGCAAGGCGUUUCAGGAAAUUAUGCAUGAUAUGGGAGUUCUUGGGUUCAGAAAAGAUUCCAGGCUGGCUGGCUGGCGAUUUUACCGUAGUUAUUCAGACUCCAAAUGGUACAUUUGUGCUAUUUUCUCAGACAAUGAAUGCUUCCACUGACCAGCAC
Dothidotthia symphoricarpi CBS 119687 is the source of this 690-nucleotide messenger RNA. Its product is annotated as PHF5-like protein. Gene Ontology annotation, biological process: mRNA splicing, via spliceosome. The transcript has 2 exons. NCBI's taxonomy places the organism in Eukaryota, Fungi, Ascomycota, Dothideomycetes, Pleosporales, Dothidotthiaceae. The record is from RefSeq and is a predicted model, not a curated record. The coding region runs from base 113 to 439 and encodes 108 amino acids. Gene Ontology annotation, cellular component: U2 snRNP; precatalytic spliceosome; catalytic step 2 spliceosome.